CAGCCGCAUCCUCGCUGCCACCCAGAGGUGUCACUCAGCCGCUUUCCUCCAAUGGAAAAGUUUAGCUGAACGGGACGCUCCGGCGGGUGGGCUGUGGGACGAUGCGGUUCGGGUCCAGGUGUGCCAUGCGGAGAGUGUCGGCCAACUGAAAUUUCCCAUUCUGCCUCAAAGAUCACAUCAAUCAGAACAGAGUACCGAUCAGAUUCCAGUGCCCUCUUUUUCCUAAAUUUAAAAUCUCUGUGUGGAAGUCAUGGGAAUCAUUUUAAUGUGUCGGCGACCCACUUGAAACUCUGCAGUUGCUCACAGCAGUGCUGCCAUUUCAUCCUGCAGAAGUGUAAGCAUGUGUGACGGCGCAGCAGGAGAUCUCUAGCCCUCUCCAGUUCAUGCCCUGUCCAUCGACUUCUUGAUUGUGUCCCUCUGCCCAUCCGCCUAACUCACGUGGCUGCAGUAAGUCAGUUUGUUGACUAUCAUGGCUUCCACUGCUUUACUGUUCCUGGCCCUCUCCUCCUCCGUCUCCCUCACAGUGGCGGUCCUAUUUGGUGAGCCUAGAAUUUAUGGAGAGGAUGCUACUGGAUAUGGCCCCAUCUUUGAGGAGGAGCCUGUGGAUGUGGUCUAUACUGAGGACUCACCUGAUGGGAGAAUCUCCAUGAACUGCAGGGCACGAGCGAACCCACCAGCUUCAUACAGGUGGCGCCGUGAUAACUGGGAAAUCAAGCUGAUGGAGCAGCCAGACGAACACUACAGCCUUGUGGGGGGGAACCUGGUUAUCACAAACCCCAAACAGAAGAAACACGCCGGGACGUACGUCUGCGUGGCCAAGAACAUCUAUGGCACCGUCAUCAGCAAGGAAGCCAGGGUCAAGUUUGGAUUUGUGGAGGAGUUUCCCCAGGAGGACAGAGACCCAGUGUAUGUCAAAGAGGGACAGGGGGCUGUUCUGCUGUGCGCCCCUCCAAAAGCCUGGCCACAGGAGGUGACCUACCGCUGGAUCUACAAUGAGUUCCCAGUUUUCCUGCACACGGAUCAACGUCGGUUUGUCUCCCAGAAGACGGGGAACCUGUACAUCUCCAAAGUGGAAGCUCAGGAUGCAGGAAACUACUCCUGCUUCGUUUCCAGUCCCAUCAUAGGGAAGAGUGUCUUCUCCAAGUUCAUCCCCCUCAUCCCCUUACCCCCUGAGGACGGUGAGGAGAGAAAGUACCCAGCAGACAUCAGGGUGAAGUUCCCAGAUACUACUGCUAUGCUGGCCUCUAAUAUUACGUUAGAGUGCUUUGCACUGGGAAACCCCGUCCCUCAUAUUGUUUGGAGGAAAGUGGACUCGACAGACCUCCCACCAAAUCAUGAGAUCAGCGAAUCUGGAGCUGUGCUUCAUCUGUACAACGUACAGUAUGAAGAUGUGGGCGGAUACGAAUGUGAAGCCAUCAAUACUAAAGGAAAGGACUGGCACAAAGCCUGGCUGUAUGUGGAGUCUGCUCCAGAGUGGGCAGAAACCAUCAACAACACUCAGAUUGACAUCGGCUCAGAGCACACCAUGCGCUGUGUGGCGUCAGGGAAGCCCUUUCCUUUCAUCCGCUGGUACAAAGAUGGAUAUAUGUAUGGGAAGGGGGAGUUGAAGUUUUCCAGUCUCACUUUUGAUGACUCAGGAAUGUACCAGUGUAUCGCUGAGAACUACUGGGGCAUCAAAUACGCCAACGCUGAGCUGCGAGUCAUCGCCUGUGCUCCUACAUUCGAGUUUAACCCUGUGAAGAAGCAGCUUCUUGGAGCUAAAGAUGGCCGUGUGGUGAUCGAGUGUAAACCUCGAGCUGCUCCUAGACCGCGGUACACCUGGACAAAGGGCAAAGAGCUCCUCUUCAACAAUUCACGCAUUUCCAUCCUGUUUGAUGGGAGUCUGGAGAUCCUCAAUGCCACUAAAAAUGAUGAGGGUGUCUACAACUGCUUUGCUGAGAAUGACAGAGGAAAGGCCAACAGCUCUGGCUAUCUCACCAUCACAGAGGCUACCAGCAUCACAGAAGCGCCUGAAGACACUGAGGUAAAGGUUGGUGAUGAGGUGAUUCUGAGGUGUGCUGCUUCAUACGACCCCAUGCUGGACAUCGCAUUCAUCUGGGCCAUAGACUUUAGGGUCAUCGACUUUGACUCUGAAGGGCAACACUACGAACGCGUUAUGAGUGAAGAUGGCAGGGGUGACCUGAGAAUAAAGAAUGUCCAGAUUUGGCACGAAGGUCGCUACACCUGCACGACUCAGACAGUGGUGGACAGCGACACAGCAUACGCUGACCUCAAGGUUGUAGGUGUUCCCGGGCCUCCGGGUGUGAUCCGGGUGGAAGAGAUCGGGGACACGUGGGUGAAGCUGUUGUGGACUAAAGGAGCGGAUCAUAACAGCCCCAUUCUCUACUACACCAUUCAAACCAGACACUACUGGGCUGUGAAUGAAGACGACUGGAGGGACGCCAGCACAUCUCCAACCCUUCUUGACGGGAAUGCGGAGAGGGCAGAAGUGACAGACCUGUACCCCUGGAUGGAGUAUCAGUUCAGGAUCAUCGCCACCAAUGAGCAUGGCUCCGGAGAGGCCAGCAUCCCCUCCCUCAAGAUCAAAACCUGGGAUUCUUCUCCAGUGAUUGCUCCCACUGAUGUGGCAGGUUAUGGAGGUAGAAAUGGCGAGAUUGUCAUCACAUGGACACCUGUGCAGCCAUGGUAUUUCUACGGCAAAAAGUUUGGUUACAUUGUGGCAUUCAAGCCUUACGAUGCUUACGACUGGUGGUACGAGACCAUUUCAGACCCCGAGACAAGGCGUUACGUUCACAGGGACUCCUACUUCAUUCCAACUGACGAAGACUUCCAGGUCCGAGAGUUUCAGGUGAAGAUCAAGUCGUUUAAUGUGAAAGGAGACGGCCCGUACAGCCCCACCCAGGACAUCUACUACCCAAGGGAUGUACCUACAGAGUCACCGACAGACGUCUAUGCCAGACCAGUGUCCUCCACCGAAGCUCUGGUCUGGUGGUUGCCAGUGGUCGACACUGGUACAGGCCUGCAGCAGUACAUUGAGGGAUACCAGGUCAAAUACUGGAGAAAGUACGAUGAUCCGGAGCCGGGAGCACACCGUAUAUUUGUUCCAGCCACAGUCAAUCAGACCAGGUUGGAGAACAUGCUGCCAGAUGCUCACUACCUCAUUGAGGUUCGAGCCUUCAAUGGAGCCGGCCUCGGACCCCCUGGUGAACACUGUGAGAUGUUCACAAAGAGACCACCACCACCAGACCCUCCCAGGAUGUGGCGCUAUAUUACCUGGACUGGACAGUGGUUGUAUGUGUGGUGGGAUCAUAUCCAGUAUGACUGGUUUGGCAAUAUUUCCUUCCCACUGUAUUACAAGGUCAUGUUCAGAAAGACAGGCUACAUCUACGGGAAAGUCUACAUCACUGGCUGGCACUUCAUGGACUUCCCCAUGCCUCAGGUUGGAGACUAUGAGCUGAUGGUACGUGGCCGUUAUGAAGGUGGAGAUGGCCCAAUCAGGAAGAUUAGGAUUCAGGGUAAAGCAUCUAUGAUCACGCCCACUCUAAGCCUAGUGUCUUUGGUGCUGCUGGCGCUGUGCAUUGUGGGAUUGGAAAUUUAAGUCUGCCACAAAUGACAUGUAUAUAAUAGACUCUGGGAAGUAAAUAUAUGGACCUACUGUAAUAAGAGAUCCAGUCUUCUCCUCCAAACACUCCUAACACUGAUAGUCAUUGGUUAAGACCCUACAUCUGUCCUGCAUCUGUUCUGUUGUAACACCACACGGAAGUUGUUUUUCACAAAAAAAUGGACUUACUUCUUCUAAAUGAACAAUGCAGCAGAACUGCAGGAUAUAGGCAGUAAAACGUGGAACUCCUGCAUCUGGCCAUAAUUUUAUGUCAGUUAAAGAGAAGAUCCUAAAUAUCUGUGGCAACUCCAGAUGUUUCAUUCAAAUCACCCCAAAGUCAAAGCCAAAACGAAUGAAGACAGAUGAUAAUUGUUGAAUGAUGUCUCGACGCACUGUUCAGAUAGAAAUCUAGAAAGCACCUAGCAUCUAGAAAAGUCAUUUUUAAGUUGUGUUUGCUGAAUGAAAAAACGGUUCUAUCACUACUGCAAUAUGUCCUAUCCAUCUUCUAUCAUUCAUCUUUCUUUAUGUUCUAAUCACUGUUUCCUGUUUGGAGUUGAGCUGGACAAACAGUACCAAGCUACAGUUUAACCCAAAGAAACGGGAAAUGUUAUGUAUAACAAGCACUGUCAAUUUCUCAGAUGGUCAAGCAAAGAAUAUUAUGUAAAGAACUGUAUAAUAAUCACUGCAUUUGGUUUGGAAUGAGCAGAGAAGGAUGAGUGACUGGAUUUUAUGAACAUAUAAUGUCACUUAUCCAUUUUUCUUCUUGGAGCACACGGCGUGUUACAUUUUAAAUGUUAUUCUUCACAAUCAUAAGAACACUGCUCUAGAUUCUAAAAGGUGUUCUCACUUUUGUUAAACUUUUUUAGAUUAAUUUUCUAAAUUUUCAAUGGUGCUGUGUGACAGGUACAAAGGAUACUUGCUUCAUGUUAAUUUCAAGUUUCAUCCUCACCAGGAUCAUGUGCAUAGACAAUUUAAGUAUGAGUUCUAGCUGCACCAAUGAAGGCAGUAUCACUUUGAUGACAACUUCCUUUGAUACCAGUGAUGAUUUUUGCAAGUGAAAAUGUAAUAUUUGAAUGAACCAUGAGACCGGGGUUGGACAGAAACUACUGUAUAUCACAUAUAUAUGUAUGCUAAUUUCCUUUAUGUCGGGCUGCAAAACCAUUAAACAGAGUACAACAGUCUA
Molecule: messenger RNA, 4784 nt
Organism: Siniperca chuatsi (mandarin fish)
Lineage: Eukaryota; Metazoa; Chordata; Actinopteri; Centrarchiformes; Sinipercidae
Gene: cntn1b
Product: contactin 1b
Exons: 25
Coding region: 470-3598 (1042 amino acids)
Biological process (GO): brain development; cell-cell adhesion
Molecular function (GO): cell-cell adhesion mediator activity
Source: RefSeq, a predicted model, not a curated record